GAGGGCCGCUUUGUGCGCCGCAGUGAAGCAAAGCAAACGAACGCUCGAGCACCAACACGGGGCUGUCCUACCGCAACUCUCCUGCCGAGGAAACUAAACUUUUUUCUUGUAGUGACACAGACGCUUCACCUGUAGUUUUUGCUUGUUCACCUGUGCUCACCGAAAGUCGCGUGGAAUAUAACCCAAAACUUCUUCACCGCUAGGACCGUAAAGAAAGGCUGAUCCAAUCAUAAGAUGAAACCUGAGCUGGAGGACCAGAAUGGCUACACACUUUAAACACCUGGAAUUAUACUUGCUUUGACAACAUCUUAUACAACAGCCAAAGAAACUCUGGAGGAACUCUCCUGAACGCCUACAGAGCCUAGUUUGAUUUCUAUCUGUGGAUUAUAACUGAGAGACUAUCAUCAUGCCGAUUCUCAAGCAGCUGGUGAACAACUCUAACCAAUCGAAGCGGCGUUCUCGGGCUGACCUGACCGCAGAGAUGAUCAGUGCUCCACUGGGGGACUUCCGCCACACCAUGCACGUGGGCAGAGGGGGUGAUGCCUUUGGGGACACUUCAUUUCUCAGCACCCGAUCAGGGGAACCUCCCAGGGAGCCAGACACAAAGCAGAGCUCUCCGGGCCCCAAACCAGGGCUGCUGUCUCGCACCUUCAGAAGCAGCAAGCGCUCUCAGUCAGUAAACCGAGGGGACAAGUAUGACUACAAUAUGAUGGCGCCUUCUGGUGGCUCAUCUACCUUUGUGAAAAAUGCUAUAUCCCUCCCUUACCUAAACGAUGAGGAUACCAACAGAAGCAACCAGCUGCCGAAGAGCGUCUCCUCCAGCCCCAUGAAGAAGCUGACGGAGAUUGAAAGCAAGCCAAUGAAUGGAGCAGCAGCGAUGGCGACACUCGAUGCGGAGUUUGAUGAGCGGAACUUUGGCGAACUUACAGAUUUGCCUCCAUCCAUGCCUAAGGGAGGUGGGAUGAAGCAUGCAGAGUCCAUGAUGUCUUUCCACAUUGACUUGGGGCCCUCCAUGCUUGGGGAUAUUUUGAGCGUGAUGGAAAAGAAAGGCUGGGAGGAGGACGACCUUGGCUACGAGGAAGGCAAGAAUAGUGAGGGCCGCGCGUCACCCUCCCUCAUACCCCACAUAGAUGAUGACGAUGCGGAGGAGCGGGCUCCUGCCAGACCACCUCGCAGCAUGUACCAGCAGAAGGCCAUGGUGGAUCCCUACACCCCGGAGCUACACACCAGGAACAACCACCACAACCUGGAUAGCUGCUCCGUGUCCAGCUCCGGCUCGGCCACCGAGGAAAAACCUCAGUACCACAUCCAUGACGGCGACACGGACAGUGCAAAGUACAGUUCACCACGUGGGGAGGAGGACAGGGAUUUCACCUUCAUGGAUGAGGACGAUGAUGAUGAGAUUCGAGUGUAAACAACCCUCCUCAGGCCAAACAGUCUUCUCCAAGGACAGUAAUAGAGAAGACUAGGUGCUGAGAGGCUGUCUCAAGCUGGGAAAGGCAGGGGGAAGAUUUAGAGGCAGGGCCACAUCUGCUUUAAGCUUCUAGUAGAUCAAUCUAAUCUCUGCACACUUUGUCAACAUCAUAAGUAAAACCAAUUAAGCCUUAUUCACUGUGCUGUAGCAAGGAGAUGUGAGCAGAGCGCGUGCCAGAGCGCAGACAGACUCACAAAGUUGCACUCCUGAAAGGUUUGGGUUUGUUGAUUGUUGCAAAUUUUUUGCAACCUCAAACUCUGAACUCAUUAUUAUUAUUAUUUUUGAAAAAUUCUCUGUUUUCAAAAAAAAAAAAUUAACUCCCGUGUUGAAACUCUAAACCUCUAAAAGGCGCAGAAGCAAAGAGGAAAAAUCAGCUUGUCAUUGGUUAUGAGCAUCACACUCAUGUUAAGAAGUAAAGGGCGAGCAUGAGGUUAGAAGAGUAUACUUCCAGCUGUCAAUCGCAUAAAUAUCACAUUUGGAGAGCAAUGUGUGAGGUGAGAGGGAGGACGUGUGGGGUCACAAACCUUAAUGUGUACUACAGAUUCUGAGGAAGGAAGAGGGAAAGGACAAGAAGUGAAACUCAGAUAGCUUUGUAACCCUUUCACUUGCCAAUAAUGAUAUUUUGGCAUAGACACUAAAUAGAUUAAGUGGUUAUCACUUUUGUCCACAUCUGACUUAAGGGGGUGAUUCCUGCUAUUCUUUUUUUUUUUUUUUAACUAUAUUUUAUGUUCAUGUAGUAUCUGGAAGUUGGUUUAUAUUAACUUGUUGUAUUUGAGUUGGGUAGUUUUAUCACUCUGCAGCUGUCUUUCUUUUGCAAGAUUUUCAUUCUUUAAAUUCUCAGACAGCUGAGGUAUUUAUUCAUAAAUUUACAUAAGGGAUGGAUCAUUCUUAAUAAUGCACUGCAGUGUCUUAAAAGUUUUGAUUUGGUUUUUAAUUUCUUCAAAAACUUCAUGGUACCACAGGGGAAGCCAGCUUGUUUGUGUAGAAGUUGGCUACAUGGCACUUAAUCAUUGGACUUAAGUAGACAUACAAAUAUCUAAGCCACAUCACUCCUGCUAUCACUCACUAUCAUGAUAAGGCUGUAUUAGUUCAUUAUGAGUUAUGUUUUACAAAAUCACUCGCUGUAAGUGUCUGCUUUUUAAUUUCAAAAAAAAAAAAAAAAAGUGAAUUGUCAGAGAAGAGGCCUUUUGUAUGUGUUCUGUGUCCUGUGUUAAAACAGGACAGGAAGUGGUGAUCGUGGCAAAUUAUGUGCAUGUCUGUGUUGUCACAUCUCAUUCCACAUCAUUACUGAGGUUGGUAGGAUCAGCAGGUCAGUGGAGAGACGUAAGAAAUGUUUGAGAGGGAGUUGCUACGGUCUAGAAAUGGUUAUAUUAGAAUUACUUACCACUCUAUCCAAAACACAUCUCCUCUCUCUAGGCAUGUGUCCAGGCUUGUCUCUAAGGGCAGAGAAAGGAUGUAACAACAUGUACAAAGUGUUAUUAGAGUGCAGCUACUUAAUAGACGGGCAUCAGGUAUGUCUCGAGGCAGUGAGAGCAGAAGACGUUUCCUGAACUGGCCCCACAAGUGAUAAUACUCACCUCCUCUGAACAACCUAAAUCACACAGUAGGAACAGAUGAUUAAAUCAACCAAUCAUCUGGCCUUUCCCAGUCUACUCAUUAAAUGUGCUGCAUUACUGGCCCCCAACCAGCUGGAAUUACUCCAAGAACAGCAGGGUCAGGAACAGACAGGUGGGCUGCUUUUUUGUGUUUAGUUGCUUUUACAAUGCAGGCUCAUUCAGUAGUCUCCUCUAGGUUACUUUCACUUAUAAAUUAGGCAGAAAGCGGAGUACUUUCUGGUAUCCAUGAUUAAUGUCUGACCUUUUUUUAUUUUGUGUUAGAAAAGAAAGUGCCAUGUUUGACAAAUAUGAGCUUUGAAUUUCCUGUUGUGGCAUUGAUGAAGGUGUGUGUACAUAGAAUCAGGAUGCUGUGCCAUUCUGCCUCUGGUUAUUGUAAUGUCUUGGAACCAAGUCUUCAUGAACAGGUUGCAAGAAGUUCUGAAAUGAAAAGCAAUCUGGAGGAAAUUGCCAAGUAUGUUUUAACCAUAUUAUUGGGUAACGUUAGCGGGAGGUUGGAUUUUUGUUAUUUUUUUCUCUGUAGAUAUGCAGUAUGAUUAGAGUCAGAUUGCUUUCAUGUUUUGAUGUAAAUGGGCCAAAUUUUAAGCUGUCUCUUUACUUUGUGGUUUGUGGAGUGUUUUGGGCAGCUGCAAUCCUUCACCAAGAAACGGACACUUUAAAAGAAAGAACAAAAACACUCCUUAUCUGCCAUUGUUUAAAUCAAGUAAUGUAAAUAUAAUUUGUGCCAUUGAUGAUUACAGUAAACAAACUUUGUUAUCAGCAGUGUGACUAUGUGGUACUAGUGUGGGAACCAGGGGAAUGUUAGUGGCUUUAACACUAAACAGCACAUUUGUGGCCAAAUUGUAUUUGCAAGUUUUAAAAUCCUUUACCUCUCUGGGUUGCCAGAUUGGUGGACUUUGAUUUGAAAGUGGUAAAUAGAGAAUUAUGGAAAAGUAUAUAAAAUUACUCUGAAAUACUUUCUUGUAAUUGUCUGAACCUUCUGGCAUUUGCCAUGUUUCUCUGUGGGAAACUAUUAAGUAGGACAGAAUAAACCUUAUAAAGGAAUUUGCAAAUACUUUCUGCCCCAGGUCUGCUUAAAAGUUUUCCAUGCCCUGACAGCUGCAGUUUGGUGAGUGGCAAAAAAGAUAAGGACUGCGAAAAACAACUGGCUCAAAGUUCAGCUGUAGAAAGUUUUCUUUUUUUUCUAUUCAGUGGCUGUAGUGUUAUGCCAAGUAUGUACUGUUUUCUCUCUCUAUUCCUUAUUCUGGUUUUACAGUAUAUUAAUAUAUUUACCUUUCUUACUUUCCUUUCCUUGAAAUAACAGCUAUAUUUUUCAAUAAAAGAGAAGCUGGUAAUCUUUA
Messenger RNA from Lates calcarifer (barramundi perch), 4427 nucleotides. It is a transcript of the gene cdc42ep4b, whose product is annotated as CDC42 effector protein (Rho GTPase binding) 4b. NCBI's taxonomy places the organism in Eukaryota, Metazoa, Chordata, Actinopteri, Centropomidae. The transcript has 2 exons. The record is from RefSeq and is a predicted model, not a curated record. Bases 407 to 1414 code for a protein of 335 amino acids.